This is a messenger RNA of Coffea eugenioides, 2990 nucleotides long. RefSeq lists its product as uncharacterized. The transcript has 8 exons. Gene Ontology annotation, molecular function: chromatin binding. The record is from RefSeq and is a predicted model, not a curated record. Bases 151 to 2556 code for a protein of 801 amino acids. NCBI's taxonomy places the organism in Eukaryota, Viridiplantae, Streptophyta, Magnoliopsida, Gentianales, Rubiaceae.
UAAGUUUUUGCUGCCCUGUCAACAAACAAUAUGCACCCCGGCCUCACCAUAACAACAACUCGCAGCUCUAUCUCUCAAUUACCCGCCAAAAAGGUUUCUCCCAAUUCGACGCCGUUUAUGGUUUUGGCUUGAGUUAGGGUUUUGUCAAGGAUGGAUUCGGUUGAAUCCGGAGUGAAAUUGGGUGAGAAAAGAUCGGCCGAGGAUACCGCUGGAGGAGGAGGAGGAGGAGGAGAAGAUGUUCCGCCGGCGAAGAAGCUGAGGCAUGGAGGCGCUGUGGUUGGUAAUAUGAGGAAGGUGGCGGAGAUGGUUUUGGUGUUGGCGGCCAUGGGGAAAAUGAGGGGAGGCAAGGUUCCGACUGGUGUUGAGAAGGAGAUUAUGGCGGCCGCUCGAGAGAAGUUAGUGGAGGUUUGUGAAUUGUUUCCGCCCAAGGAUGUGUUUCCCAGGGAUGUUUUUGGGGCACUUAUUGAGGAUCUCGGGCUUAAUAAGGCGAGGGAACAGAGGUUAGGGUUUCGGCCGCCCAAGAUUACCAUUGCUGAGAAGUUAUUGCUUUCCAAAAGAAAGAUGGAAAAAGCUGAGGACUUUACUCUACCUUCUGCUCAACACUCAUCGCAAAGAUUGCAUACAAAGUCUGGUGUGGCGGUUGAAAAUCGUGCUCCACCCCCUGCUGGCCGUGUUUUUGCCACAGAUAAACCUAGUCAUAUACCAAUUUCUUCUGGAAGCUUCCAACCUUCACCUCUAGGUCAUGUAGCUGGUACAACAUUGACAUCUUUACCAUAUCAGCUACCUACAAGUGAAGUAAGACCAACAACUCCCAGUGGAUUGCCCUCCAGUAAUAUGGCAAGGGAUGCUACUCCAGUUGCAUUGCCUAGGAUUGAAAGAUUCAGGUUGGAUGGAAGACCAAAUGGAUCUUUGCCAACAUCACAAGUGCAAGCAAAUUCUUCUGGGGAUCAGCCCUCUGUCAAAACGCCAGCUUGGUCUCUGCAACCCCAAUCUACCACCGCACCCCCUAAAAUUGGAGCUGAGAAGGUGCCUGCGAAAGCUACCGUUAAAGUUGAGGGAGCAACUGAUGCCAAGUCCAGAAUAGGCCCACAAAUUGCAAUAUCAAAACCACCAGUAACUCAGAUUACAACUGGAAAUCAUGCAGUUGGUGUAAAUCAGCAUUUGCAAGGCACAAACACUAUUCCGGCUCCCAUACCAAGAAAUACCCAUGCUGAAAUUGGUAAAAUUGUUCAAAAGUUAUUACAGCCACGGGUUUCUGAGCGCCCUGUCUGGACUCCACCGUCUAGGGAUUACAUGAACAAGGCUUCGACUUGCCAAACAUGCAAGUCUACCAUAAAUGAUGUGGACAGUGUUCUUGUUUGUGAUGCUUGUGAGAAGGGUUAUCACUUGAAAUGUCUCCACAUAAAUAAUCCAAAAGGAAUUCCUAGAGCAGAGUGGCACUGUGUAAAAUGCUUGCAGUUAAGCAAUGGGAAAGGCUUGCCCCCUAAAUAUGGUCGUGUCAUGAGAAACAAUAAUGUUCCCAAAGUGCCUUCUAGUGCAGCUGCUCUCCCAUCAACUCCAGAUAAGAAAGCAGCCGCUCUAGAUGUGAAGGUGAACCAACAGAAGAUAAUGGUUAAUGGGAAUGCUGCAAGUCAAAGGGCCUCUACUGGUAAUAGAGUAAGUGGUCAUAGCGAUCCAACAUCUGCAUUGAAGGUGGAAAAUACAACCGAAAUACGAGGGAAUACUAUUGUUGGCAAAGGAAAGAUGGAUGACAAGUCAUCUUCACGAAUUUCUUUAAAUAAUCUAACAGAAGCCUCCUGUCCAGUCUCUGUUUCUCCUACUUUGUCAUCAGUUAAAGGCCUGUGUGAAGAGAAACUGCUAGAGUCGAAUUCACAGACUCCUUUAAAAUCUGAGACAGUUCUUAGUUUCUCUUCUCCGUCGCAGUCCCCUGGCAACGCACAAGAUAAUCGCCAGCCAGGGGCACCAAAUAGUGCUGUUCUGUUGCAGCAAUCUUCACAAAAUGAUCAAGGGACUGUGCGAGCUAUUCCUGCUGAAACUUCUGCAGCCAGUUCUGGACUUGCAGAGCAUGGAAAGUUUCUACCAGAUUAUGUACACAAUGUGGAUUGGAUCGGCGGUAUACUUAAAGUCGAUGAGGAGAAAGCUUUCUACCAGUCUUGCUGCAUUAGAGGAGUUGUCUACAAACUCCAUGAUCAUGUUCUUAUUCAAUUCAAUGAUAGAUUGAUUCCGUCAAAACUUCAGGCCAUGUGGGAGGAUAUUAAGAUGAAAACUAGGUGGGUGAGUGUCAAUAAGUGCUACUUUCCUGCUGAUUUGCCACAAGCCGUUGGCCGUCCUUGUGGCCUGGAAAGCAGUGAGGUCUAUGAGUCUACUAUUAGUUGCACAGUAAUGGCUGGCUUGGUACAAGGCCUUUGUGAAGUUCUUCCUCCUGGAAGAUUCAUUGAAGAAAAAGAAAAGAGAACCAAUGGAGGAAAAAGGCCGAAUGAGAGUUUACAGCCACUUUACGUAUGCAAAUGGAUUUAUGAUGAACCAAAAGGGCUGUUUCGUGAUGUUAACUGCUAAUCAGUCAAUUACCAAUCAUUUUGGGUGUCAAUGUCCUUGGGCUUUGGAUGCAGCUACCCUCUGUAGACUUUCUUCAGGUGGUGGUGGCAGCAGAGGCCCCGGGACAACUAAUGGUGGAAUAUUCAGUUCGUGUACAAUCUGUAGUUCUUUUAAUUUGGUUUUCUUUUGGGCUAGAAAUUAUAGCUUUUACAAGUACAUGUAUCGGUUCUCAUAAUAGUUUAUUGAAAAUUUUCUAGUUGUAGUCCAGAGUAGGAACCUUGUCAUGCCCUUUUUUUUUUUUUUUUUUGGGUCAAAAUUACUCGACAUCCUGGGUGGCUUGGCGUAUCUGAUAACUGGCUGUUUUCAGCUCUCUUCCGCAAUUGCGUAAUAUGUUGUCCUGGAUGAAGACAAUCACAAAGUUAGAAAUUAAUAUGUUUUUUUUCGAUCAUUAUGAA